Messenger RNA from Colletotrichum destructivum, 1452 nucleotides. RefSeq lists its product as uncharacterized. Bases 1 to 1452 code for a protein of 483 amino acids. Lineage: Eukaryota; Fungi; Ascomycota; Sordariomycetes; Glomerellales; Glomerellaceae. The record is from RefSeq and is a predicted model, not a curated record. The transcript has 3 exons.
AUGCAUUACAAACAUAUUAUUGCCGCCCUGGUGGCAUUCGGCUCUUUAGCUGCGGCCGCACAAGACUCGAAGGUCACAGAUAGAGGCAAGGGUCAGAGCGAAAACCAAGGCCAAGGCAGGAACAACAGCAAGAACAGCAACGGAAACAACAAAAACAGGGGCAAGAAGGACGACAACAGCAACAAUCGCAAUGGCGACGUCAAUAUUAUCCAGAACAUCAUCAAGCCCAACAUCAUCGUCGUCCAGGAGAACCUCGACAAGGUCGACCGGCUGCAACGGCAGAACGAGAAGCAGCUCGCGGCACUGGUCCAGUCACAGCUCGCGCUGGAGACGCAGCUGCAGACCGUCAAGGACAACAUCCGAAUCAAUCACUUCAAGGCGCAAUUUCCCCAGGCGAACACAAUCAUCGUCACCGUCACCGGUCUAGUCGACAACAGAAACCAGGGGCAGCAGAACCAGCGGUACCUCGUCAACCAGCUCCUGGCCGACAACGGCUUGCCGGGGAAGCAGGCUCUCGUCAUGGUCACGGACCCGACGCCCAUGCAAAUCUCGACGCUGAAGGCGGCCUCCUUACAGGCUGAUGCCUUUGGGGCCGCCCGUGUCGAGUUGGAAAACCCCCCGGCAGCCGGAUCCAACAAUUCGGACUUUAGCGCCCAAGCUGUCGGCGGCGGCGGUGACGACGACGACGACGACACACUCAAGCUUGCCACCUUCAGCCAACAAGCACCCCUCGGCCAGAUCGGGCAAUCCAUCAUCCUUCCCGCCGGCACGCAGGCCCCGCGGCUGGCCUCAGUCCCCGACCCGGCCGCCAUCAUCCUUCCCGGGCAGCAGGGCCUCUUCGUGCAGAACGCGGGGACGUUCCUUGCCGACUGCGCGACGUCAGCGGCGGGCGGCAACGCCGCCCUGGCCGGGCAAAUCUUCUCGUCGUUUGAGCAACUCGCCGCCGCGCAGUUGGCAGGGCUUUCGGGGCUGGGCAUCUUCGAUGGGAACCGAGGGAACAGCACGGCGCAGGCACCGCCGUCGCCGGCAGCUCAGGGACAACAGCCGGGGGGCCAGAACCUGGGAUCUAUCGCGGUCGGUGCGAACCAAGGACAGCCCGCGGCCGUUCAACCACCCGCGCAAGUCGCGACGCCUCCUCAGGCGAUCGUUCCGCCGGCCCAGGUGCAAACGGACGGCGGACAGUCGUUGGGUGCUAUCGUGGUGGGAGCGAACCAGGAGCAGCCGCCGGCUCAAGUAGCGGCGCCGGCCUCAGGCGAUGCUCCGGCCCCACAGCCGCCUGCGGCCGUCGCCGAUGAAGCGAACCAAGCGGUCAGUCCGGUGCAGAUCGGGAAAAAUCCCGGAACGGCACCACCGUCGGGGAAUAACGGGGCUACUCAGCCCCAGUCCGCUCCGGCCCCGGUCCCGCCUGCGGCUGUUGUUGCUGGUGCGAAUCAGACGAAGUCGGCGACUUAG